AUCUUCCUCGGUGGCGUCAAUGCUGCUUGCAAACCUUUUCUUCUCCAAAACUCUAUUACUCAUGUCCUGUCUCUCGGGUGGAAACCUCUGGAAGACUUAUCUCCAGAAAUCACAGUAAAGUAUAUUGAUAUCGCUGAUACAGAAGAAACAGACAUCACCAUGAUACUCGACGAGGCUUGUCGCUUUAUCGAUCUGGGCACAAGAGGAACGAACAGGAUCUUAGUACAUUGUCGACUUGGACAGUCACGGUCUGCUACAGUAGUUAUAUUCUACUUGCAUCGUUGUAGAGGUCUGACAACGUUCCACGCAUUCUUCUUCGUUGCCUACAAACGUCCACAUAUCUGGAUCAACAAAGGCUUUCAGAGAUACCUC
This is a messenger RNA of Fomitiporia mediterranea MF3/22, 372 nucleotides long. RefSeq names its product phosphatases II. The annotation marks the transcript as partial. Gene Ontology annotation, cellular component: cytoplasm. The record is from RefSeq and is a predicted model, not a curated record. Gene Ontology annotation, biological process: protein dephosphorylation. Gene Ontology annotation, molecular function: protein tyrosine/serine/threonine phosphatase activity. The transcript has a single exon. Lineage: Eukaryota; Fungi; Basidiomycota; Agaricomycetes; Hymenochaetales; Hymenochaetaceae.